AUGGUAAGAGGUGGAAUGGCGCUCCAAAGAUUCAACGGAACUGCAAGCAAAGGACUGCUGAACUUGAGGAGCGUUACUUUUGGCUGCAGCAACCUCACCAUCGCUAACCUCAUCGUGAACAGAAGAGUCUUACGUGCAGCAGAGGAAACAACAUCCAGCAACGUUUUUCCUUUUAAGAUCGUCCACUUCAGUAAGAGACACCGAACGUGGUAUUUCUCAGCAGCGAGUGAGGAUGAGAGAAAGAAAUGGAUGCGGAACUUAAGAAAAGAAAUCAGCUAUUAUAAUGAUAAAAGAGAUCUGCCUCUUCCAAGUGAUGAUUUAGAUUCGGAGAGUAUAUAUGGGCAGUUAGAGGAGCCGCUGGACAUCAGUCCUGUUGAAGAAGAUCCUGAAGCAGAUUAUAUGAUACAUGAUGAAGACAGCGAUGGAGACGAUGGAUCGCCAGUGUCAGCAGGUCGACCCACGGUUCCUCCUCCACCGUAUCCUCCACCCCCUGUUCCUGUUCAACCGAGAGAAAGCCGUCUCACGAAGGGACCGCUGCCUCCGCUCCCCCCUCCAUUCAAAAAACCGUCCUGUACAAGCAAAGGUCCUCCUCCGCCGCUGCCGUACGCCCCGCACCUAGAGAAACCAGACGUACACCUGUCAAACAGAGGCCCUGGUGGCCCCAUGCCUCCUUUACCCCCUCCAAACAGCAUGAAGUCCAUGUCAGGCCCGUUUUCCACAAUGCCUGUUUGCGAAAAGAAGCCGAAUGCCUCUCUGAUUGGGAAUACGGCGGCUACUUUACCCAUCGUUGAGAACUUGCAGAAAGUGAUUCUGAACUCGUCGAAACCGUCCAUUUCUAGCCAGCACCUGGGGGUGAAGCCCACAGCUGUACCCCGGCCCGUCUCGCCUCACCUGUCCGGUUCUGUCAGCAACAGAUUGCUCGGUCAGAUACCCAAGCCUCCGUUACCAUCCAAACCGAAACCCAACAGACCCUCCUUCCAAGCAUCGCCGGAUGGACAGAGUUUUCGUUCUUCUAUUGAAGAAAACCCUUUAAAAAAACGAGUGCCAGGCAAAAUUGAAGAAGACUCAGAUGAUGAGGACUAUGAAAAUGUGAAUUUGCCUCCCUCUGUCUUCGUGGACACAAUGGAAACCAGUAAUGUUGAAAGAUUAUUUAAGGAUACAUACACCUGCCCACCGAACGGUCUGUACUGCAUCCGCAAAUCAGGAACAGGAAAAACAUCACAGGUGCUGGUUGUUUGGGACACGGGUUUAAACAAAGCCAGAAAUUAUAGGCUCUUUGAUGAGGACCAGCGGGUGUAUCUGGAGGCAGAUCUGACGUUCCCCACUUUAUCUGUCCUGAUUGAACACUAUCACAUCAACCCACUGCCCAGCAGUAGCAACUCAAUGCCCAACUAUUCCCUCUGUUUGCAUAUACCUUUCGGCUACGUCCCACCCAGGUGACAUCGGCCCCCUGUCCCGUGCCGGUCCUGGACCAGACCACUGCUGACAGCACUAUCUGCUGGUGAACGUCACCCAUCACAGCUGAGAGCCCAGGCGACUGGUCACUAGUCUGAUAUACUGUGAAUAUCAAUGGAUAAUAAAUGAGUGCCAGUGAACUGUGUUAAUUUAAGUCUAGUGUUCAGAAGGGAGUCUUAAUAUUACAAUGACAAAAAAUCCAGUGAAUUAAACAGUAUUGAACAGCAAGUGUCUACUUUAGUACACAUGCUAUACUGCAUAUGUUAGCGUACUGCAGCUUCUUCUGGCUUUUAAGAACCGACUGAUUGACAUGUAAUGUGAUUAAUCACUGUUUGUUUUGUUUAUUGGUGUGUUUAUCUGAGAUACAGUAAAAUAUCUAGUUCUACUGCUAUUAAGUGCCUUAAAGAAGCACUAUGUAACUUUUGGCGCUCUAGCGGUUAAUAAACAGAACUGCACACAUCCCGCGGA
Sinocyclocheilus rhinocerous is the source of this 1923-nucleotide messenger RNA. RefSeq names its product SH3 domain-binding protein 2-like. Gene Ontology annotation, biological process: signal transduction. Bases 1 to 1440 code for a protein of 479 amino acids. The record is from RefSeq and is a predicted model, not a curated record. Gene Ontology annotation, molecular function: SH3 domain binding. NCBI's taxonomy places the organism in Eukaryota, Metazoa, Chordata, Actinopteri, Cypriniformes, Cyprinidae. The transcript has 12 exons.